This is a messenger RNA of Vigna umbellata (rice bean), 1634 nucleotides long. The record is from RefSeq and is a predicted model, not a curated record. Lineage: Eukaryota; Viridiplantae; Streptophyta; Magnoliopsida; Fabales; Fabaceae.
AAAAAAAAUGAUCUUUUUGUUUUUUUUCACAGUUUGUUUUGUGAGAUUGAAUGGGAAAGGCUGUGUGAGGUGAGGUGUGUCAUCUAAUCUACAUAUGAGAGUUUUAAGUGUCAACCAUCUAACUCCAACGAAAGAAGCUUCCUACCAUACUUCCUACUGUUCAGCUCUCUUCGCUUUUUUCCUAUCCACCCAUCACUCGUAUUAAUUCAAAACACCCUCCAAUCCAACCCCAUCUCCAUCCCUCUUUCUCUUUUGUCUUCCAUUCUGCAACACACUCCCUCUGUUUCUUUCCCUACCCACACUACUCUACCAAACACUCUUUUCAACUUCUACCAGAUUGUUUGCCAAUGGAAUGUAAUUAUCAGUGUGGCCAAAGUGUUGUGAGCUUGAAGAGAAAGUCCCCAGAAGAUGAAAAUCGUGUACUCUUCAACACCUUUUCUCUGGAUGACCUUAACGAAGAUCUCUUUGAAAGGAUACUUUCAUGGCUUCCAACUUCCACAUUCUUUCGCCUAAGUUCUGUGUGCAAAAGAUGGAAAUCGGUUGCUGAUUCUGCCAGUUUCAAGCUUGCCUGCUCUCACAUUCCCUCGAGGGAUCCUUGGUUUUUAAUGGUUGCUCCCAACCUUAAUCAAUCUGUUAUCUUUGAUUCUGCUGAGAGCGCUUGGAAGAGACUAAACCACCCACCUCUUCUGCAAGAGGAAUCUAACCAACACUGCAUGCCGGUUGCAGCCUCUGGCGGCUUGAUUUGCCACCGGAAAUUAUCAGGAAAUUUCAUUGUGAGCAACCCCGUGACAGGAUCUUGUACAGAACUUCCCCCACUUCAUGCCCCGCAGCAUCAACCUCUCAGUGCCAUUGUGAUGAGCACAGCUUGCAAAGACCAACUCUCCUUCAAAAUUGUCUUAGUCUUUGGUGAACUUCCAAAUCUCUUGUUCAAAGUCUACGAUUCAAGAUCUGGCUGUUGGGAUGAUGAGAUUGCUUUGAGGAGAAAGACAGAAGACAGUUCAAUGGAACAUGACUCUACUGAUGACAAUGUUGUGUACUUCCUCAGCAAGGCUGGAAUUGUUGUGGCAAGCAACAUGCAGAGAAGCCCCUCUAAGCAAUAUUCAUCAGUUAUUACCAACAAAGAUGGCCAAGACAUAGUGUAUUUUCUUAGCUCCUCAGGGAAAGUGGUAGCAUGCAAUUUAACGUGCAAGUGCUUCUCUGAGUACCCCAGGUUGUUACCUGUUUUUAGUGAGUAUUCCAUUGAUGUUGUAGAGUGCAAUGGGGAGAUGCUAGUUGUUUUGUUAUCAGAAUUCUUGGAGACUGCAACUCUUAGAGUAUGGAAAUAUGAUGAGGCUAACAGAGGGUGGCACCAGAUCGCGGCAAUGCCUGCAGCAGAUUCUCAUGAGUGGUAUGGAAAGAAAGCAGACAUCAAUUGUGUUGGGGCUGGAAACCAAAUAUUGAUAUGCUUGAACUCCCCUGAUCUAUGCACUUAUAUUCUGUGUGAUUUGGAAACCAACAAGUGGAUUCAAUUGCCAAAAUGUUGCAUAAAUGGAGAACUCAUAGACUUUAUGUCUGCCUUUUCAUUCGAGCCUCGAAUAGAGGCUUCUGUAUGACUUCACUAUGAUAAUCACCGUUCCUUUUCUGAUCUCUUAGCA